GGCCGACGUCGCGGACGACGAGGAGGACGUGUUCGGCUUCGGCGGCGGCAUGGGCGCGACCGAGCCGACGCCGCCCAAAGAGCUGACGUCGGCGCGGAACGCCAGCGUGGAGCAGCUCAUCGAGUCCGAGACCAAGGGCAUGAUUGUGCCGUGGCAGGCGGGCGUUGCCUCGGGGUCGAGCGGCGGCGCGAGUGCGCCGAAUGGCGAGGCGGCGCCCGCUGACGCCGCGCCCGAGGUGCAGCCCCCGAUCAUCGGUUGCCACGGCGCUCUCCCUGCGGAGGACCAUCGCGAGCAGAUGGCGAUCUCCCACAGCCUCGCCAAGGCCCGCCACGGUGUGCACGAGGACCUGGUCACCCCGCCCAGGAAGACCAGGAAGACGGGCUUGGCGCGCGGCGGGCCGCUCUCGCCCGUCGACCUCCAGGAGCAGCAGGCGAUCUUUGCGUCGAUCGUGUCGCAGGCGCAUGGGGAAACCAUCGCGAUAGACGACGGAGACGUCGACUUGGACGCAGAGAUGGAGGCCAUGCUCGAGGCCGAUCAGCCUGGUGGCGAUGCCGAGCAGCCCAGCGGUGGCGCGGCCGAGCAGCGUGAUAGCGAUGCCGGCUGA
Molecule: messenger RNA, 604 nt
Organism: Prorocentrum cordatum
Lineage: Eukaryota; Dinophyceae; Prorocentrales; Prorocentraceae
Source: the annotation of a GenBank genome assembly